UACAAAUAUACGUAUAAAAUAGAAUUUUCGUAGUUUGCGCACACAUUUUCAAAUACGCCUAGAAAAAGCUGGUUAUAUAUCCGUACGGUAAAAUGCAUAAGUAUCAUCUUUGAAUUAUUAUUAUUUACAUGACAAGGAUAAGAGAUCGACGUUUGAAUUUCAUCAUAUUGUAUCGGCAAGGUAAUAUAAGCCACAGGAUAAUAAUAAUGUGACUUAUUAUGCAUUGAGCGGGCGGUGAAUUCGGAGCAUGUAAUAGAGGAUCUAGUGAGAGCAGCAGCAUUAUAAACAGACAUUUAACGUAACGAGGCAGGCAAGCGAUUAUGGCAUUAUGUUAUCGUCGAUGAAUGUUACCGUCAUCCCGUUCCUGCUAGGGGCUGUUAUGUCGGUCAAAGACGUGACGCAAUGGAAUUUCGGCCCAGAAUACGUGUUCCAACUGAACAAAACCACUAUAGUAUUCAAGAACCGUAUAGAAUUUCAAGAUAUAACUGCAAAGGUGAAUUGUCGUCCAAAAGUAUCGUCCCAAAACACUCUACUCUGUCAUGCACACGAGAUCAUUAUCUCAAUGUUGAAGCGGCGGAUGUAUAAAACUAUAAGGACAAAUACAAUAACUCGCAUAAAGGGUAUCAUUCCUUUAGUAGUAUCGAAUAAAAUGUCAGACCAAUUAUUUGAAAUACAAUUUGGCAGGCAAGGUGUGCAAAGUGUGCAAGGUGUUAAAGUAGAAACAAGGAGAAAACAGGCACAUCAUUAUGACAGCGUCACAGAUAUCGUCGAGCAAUUCCACAUUGGCAUUGAUUUGAGUGUAGCAGCUGGAGAGAGCAUGAAAAAUUAUGAAAACGUGAAAAGUGGAUCACAUGUAAUCAGCUCUUUUCCGCAAAAUGAAGACACGACAAGAGCUAAAUGUAGCACGUCAUGUAUCAUUACGUAUACACCAGCAAAUAAAUGUAAUAAAAAUGGAGAAUUUAAAGUGAGAAGGAAUAAAAUGAAAUUCGAUUUUCACCUCAGAUUGCUACCGAUAUCUUACACGAAUCCCAACAGUAAGACUUUUUCGAUAAAGAGAACUAGAAUGACAUGCACUCAUCAACCGCAAUACCUUACGCUUUUUGAUGAGAAGUGGAAGAUUCGCAACAUGACAGAAUAUUUUAAUAAAAUGGAGAUCCAUGACAAAAAACCGAGGUUCACAAGUCACACUCAUUUAGAAGGGAAUGUAUUUUUCCCAAGAAAUAUGCAUGCGUAUUACUUUUCGGAAGAUGUGUACCUCCACCUGCUCCGUAUCAGACCUGCGCAAAAUAAUAAUACAGCUGAAUAUGAAUGAGAUUAUGAAAUCAGAGAAACAGGACAGAUAAAUAAUUACAUCGAAGCAUAAGAGAUAAAAAAAAUCUGAGAAGGCUUACAGGCAAAGUGGAAUUUGUCGUUAUAUAGCUGUUCAAAAGAUUGAAUAAAUAAAAUUGUAAAAUUAUGCUAACACGUCAUAUAUCAUGACGUAUACACUAAGAACAUUUGUCAAACUAAUGAUUUCUUUCUUGUUUUCUAAUCAAUGAGGGAUAGUAAAUUUUAGUCAGCUCUUGACAAUAAUAAUCGGAAUAAUAAUUUUUCGUAAAAAAUUAUGAUAUUU
Messenger RNA from Linepithema humile (Argentine ant), 1612 nucleotides. NCBI's taxonomy places the organism in Eukaryota, Metazoa, Arthropoda, Insecta, Hymenoptera, Formicidae. The record is from RefSeq and is a predicted model, not a curated record.